Sitodiplosis mosellana (orange wheat blossom midge) is the source of this 2899-nucleotide messenger RNA. Its product is annotated as farnesyl pyrophosphate synthase-like. The record is from RefSeq and is a predicted model, not a curated record. Bases 922 to 2214 code for a protein of 430 amino acids. Gene Ontology annotation, molecular function: (2E,6E)-farnesyl diphosphate synthase activity; dimethylallyltranstransferase activity. Gene Ontology annotation, cellular component: cytoplasm. Gene Ontology annotation, biological process: trans, trans-farnesyl diphosphate biosynthetic process. The transcript has 7 exons. NCBI's taxonomy places the organism in Eukaryota, Metazoa, Arthropoda, Insecta, Diptera, Cecidomyiidae.
GAUAUGAACUGAAGUAGACGAGCUAUUGGUCCUACGAACACACUCGCACACAUCGACACACACCAAAUCACCGCACAAAGUAAACAGACGUCGAGUCAGCCGAUGUCGAUUAGAGAGCAAGUCAGUGUGUGAAUGUAUGUUGUUUUUAAUCGAAUAUACCGCGUCAAAUGGAAUCAGUCACGUAGGACAUGUUCAAGUGAUCAGUUCAUUCGUGUCGAAGCAAAAGAAAAAUUUCCGUUUAAUUCCAAAUCGGUUUGUGGAUUUUGAUAUCAUUCAAACUAGAAAAGCAGCACUUUUUUUGUGCGUUGAAAUAAUCAUAAUUAUUCAAUUGAACCGCCAUUCAAAGAGCCUAAUGCGAAUCAUUUAUUUCUAUCGAGUGAAAGGAAUCAUAUUUUUCUCUUCGUCUCUUUGUCACUUUCUUUCUUGCCGUGCGAUCAAGUCCAAGUUAAACUAAAUAAAAAAAAACAGCAACAACUACAUCAUAUUGUCUGCGUUAAGAUUCCGAUAGUUUGGGUAGAGCGACACAUUCACAUUUUCAAUUCGACGACUAAUAUCGCAGGUGUCGCACAUCAAGCAGAAACAAUAUAAUCAAUUAGACGCAGCCAAGUCAAAAAGUAAAGAGAAAUUUUGCUUGAAUUUGGUUUCCCUCUGAAUAAACGCAGAGAAAACUAAGGCAACCAUACUUUUCUCGCGUUGUUAUCAUCGUGAAAUCGGGCUCGCUUUGUAAUCACCAAUACCAAAGAUUUUGUGUGCUGUUUACUUUCGCGAUACAAUUUGACAAAUUCGAAAGCCUAUCGAGAAGUGUGUCAAAUUUACCGGAAAACCGACGACGACGACAAAAAUAAAUAUAGCCAAUCGAGAACGGAUUUUUUUUUUAUUUGACAUUGUAAUUUGUUAUCAACGCGAGCAAAAGAAACCAAGAUGUUCUCGAAACUGACUAAAGUCACGUCGACACUUCCAUCCCUCGCCAAACAAGUGGUACGUGCCAAUCAACACAUUAACCACCACGCUAAAUGGAUCUCCACCAGCUCAGGAAAUAAACGCAGCGAUGUACUCACACAAAACCAACAACAACCCAAUGACAAACUGAAAUUGGAACAACAGGAACGAUGGCGCGUUCGACGCACCGAAAGAUUCUUAUCGACUCUGAAUUACUCGAUGCCGUUGGCGGCAAACUCGACCGCUGUAUCGAAAGACGAAUGCCGUGAAUUUAUGUCCGUCUUCCCAGAUCUUGUGCGUGAUUUGACGGAAAAGGCUAAGAAAUAUGACUCAAAAGAUGCAUCAAAAUGGUUGGCUCGGGCUCUUCAAUACAAUGUCCCAUGCGGCAAAAAGAAUCGUGGAUUGGCCACGGUGUUGGCGUAUAAAUCAUUGAUUGCAAAUGAAUCCGAAUUGACACCAGAGAAUGUUCGUCUUGCUCACUAUCUCGGUUGGUGCGUUGAAAUGUUGCAAUCAACAUUUUUAAUCAUGGACGAUAUUAUGGAUGGUAGUCAAACACGUCGUGGCCAACCGUGCUGGUAUAAAUUGGAAGAUGUCAAAUUGACCGCCAUCAAUGACGCCCUCAUGAUUGAGAACUGUAUUUAUGUUAUUUUGAAGAAAUAUUUUAGCCAUUUGCCCAGUUAUAUGAAAUUAGUCGAACUAGUCCAUGAAACAAUGCUCAUCACCACCAUUGGCCAAUCGCUGGACUUGCAAACGGCCAAUCGGGAUGUUAGCUGCUUUACAAUGGAUCGAUACAAAUCUAUUGUUGACCACAAAACCGCUUAUUAUACAUUCUACUUACCGGUUGCAUUGGCUAUGCAUUUGGCUGGAUACGAAGAUCCAGAGGUAUUCCGCCAAGCAAAAACGAUCCUCCUGGAAAUGGGCCACUUUUUCCAAGUACAAGACGAUUUCCUCGACUGCUUCGGUAAUCCAGAGGUAACGGGCAAAAUUGGCACCGAUAUCCAAGACAACAAAUGCACAUGGUUAUCUGUUUUGUGCAUGCAACGUGCCACCGAAGCACAGAAGCAAAUCAUGAGAGAUUGCUAUGGCAAACAUGAUGAGGAAUGUGUGAAUCGUGUAAAGCAAUUGUACGAAGAUUUGGGUCUUCCACACACCUACAGCUUAUACGAGGAAGAAUCAUACAAUUUGAUUAAGACUCACAUUCAGCAAACAUCGCGUGGCGUGCCACAUAGCAUCUUCUUUAAAAUUAUGGACAAAAUCUACCGUCGUGAAAGUUAAAUUACGACGUUUGGUGCCGACGAUGUCACGUUCAAAUGUUACAGUUUGCAAGGAAAACUGAUGCAAAUCGAAGAAGAAACAACCAAUUGUUAUUUCAAAUUACAUCAAUCUUCUUCUCUACUAUGAUAUCUACUAGUUUAGACGCAGAAAAACAAAAACAAACAAACUGUAGCUGUAUUCCAAGUGAAAACAAUCAAAUCAAUACUGAACACAGAUAUAUAUUAUAUAAAAUAAGUUGAAAAAAAAAAGGUUUAAAAAAAAGUCAUAGAUUUUAUUUUCAUUUCUUUGUAGAAUCCUAGAUUUUAUUGACUGUUCAAAAAAAAAAGAUUACUUAGGGGUAAAACAAACAACUACCCAUUAGGAUCCGAAUGCAAUUUUUCAUUUGUAACUCUUUCUAUGUUAUUGAAGAAGAAGAAAAAACACAUGACGAAUUUGAAUUGAUUUAGUGAUGAAAAAAUCAGGCAGAAAAAAAAAUGGUUUUUAUGAGUAUUACAAACUCUUUUUUUUCUAGAUUGGCCAUAAUUUAUGUUCAUUACAAUGGAAUUGAUAUUCUAAGUUAAGCGCUCCCCAUAUCCAUUUACUUAUCCAAUAAAAUUGUAUUAAAUGUUUUGUAAACGAAAGUUAGACAACAACAACUACACACACAAAAAAACGAAUAAAAAUAAAAAAUAAAAACAUAAAGAAA